Molecule: messenger RNA, 1789 nt
Organism: Anarrhichthys ocellatus (wolf-eel)
Lineage: Eukaryota; Metazoa; Chordata; Actinopteri; Perciformes; Anarhichadidae
Product: post-GPI attachment to proteins factor 2-like
Exons: 6
Coding region: 320-1084 (254 amino acids)
Biological process (GO): GPI anchor biosynthetic process
Cellular component (GO): Golgi membrane; endoplasmic reticulum membrane
Source: RefSeq, a predicted model, not a curated record
UUCAUGCACUGACUGUGUUGUCCUCCUGCUAUCUGCCGCACAGGGAGGAGGAUGCUGCAUCCGCGGGCCUAUUAUCGUCUUUUGGCAGCAAUCAAGUGAAAUUUAGUGGAUGCAAAAAGUGUCACAGGAAUGUAAGAUUAGCUGCAUGAUCCCCAGCUCCCUUUGAGGCACUGCAUGCUAUUGGUGGUGUCCGGAAUAUUCAGGUCCAUCCUCCAGCAGCGAUAUCAUGUAUGUUAUUGUAAUAGCGUUAUUGACAAGCCAAGUGCGUGCAGUGUGUGGUGGCAGUUAUUGGUAAACAGCAAACCUAGUGGAGACCAAGAUGCUACAAGGCUCCAGUAUCUUGGGGCACGAGAGGCCCCUGGUCAUCAGGGUAUCAUUCAGCGCCUGUGUUGUGUGUACUGUGUGCCUACCACUGCUUGGACUAAUAACCUGCGUCUUCAUAUCCUCUGUUUUUCAUUACGAGGACUCUACUGGUACACAUUGCCGGGUCCCUAAUUACCUGCCAUCCAUCAGUGCCUCAAUAAGCCUGAGCCCUGAGUGCCACAUAUGGCGGUUCUGUAUCGGACUGCACUCGGCUCCGAGGCUCCUGGUGGCGUUUACCUACUUCAAAUUUUACAAGACGCGCUUUGCCUCGAGGUUCCCGGAGAGUUUACUCAGUCGCUUCAGCCUGGCCUUUUCUGUUUGUGAAAACCUCGGCCUCUUGCUGCUCACAUAUGUGUCGUCAAGUGAAACAUACUUUGUACAUAAGGAAGGCUUUGUGCUCUUCCUUGUCAGUUCCCUUAUCUACAUGCUGAUAACCUGCCGUUUAUGGAAGACUAUUAAGAAGCAUUCCUUAAGUCCUGAGGAUGCCAAGUCUCACUGUUGGAAAGUGCGCUUCUUACUUCUCAACAUAUCCUUCUGUGCUUUCGCCGGAUUCUUUUAUUGGAAACACAACAUGUACUGCGAAUCGGGGAGUUACACUUUAUUUGCCCUCUUUGAGUAUCUGGUGGUUUUCUCCAAUAUGGCCUUCCAUCUCACAGCAGUGUGGGACUUUAAGAGCCGUGAGGUCAUGGUCAUUUCGACCUCUGAAGAUAAAGACUUCUGACUAGAAACUCAAGGACUACGUGCUGAAUACACCACACAAUCACCUGAUGUUAACAGCCUGGAUACGGCACAAGGGGAAGAGUGGGAUGAAGGCCUUUUCCACAUAUUUCCAUGAUGACGGCUCUUAAGUCCUUAAAGGGUGUAGAUGUCAGACUAGCAUAUGUGCUUGUCUGUGAGCUGGAAGUGCUUUUUUUUUUUGCCUCAGUGUCUCAUUCACGGAUACCUUCACCUACACACAGUACAACAUUUUAUGUAAUGUGAAGUUUUAACUUUUGUACAAUGCACAACAACAAGAUGUGGUCUUACUGUAUGUGUGCCAAAGUAAAGUGACAGUCCUUCAACAACUGCAUGCUUGGUCUACAUUUUGAAACACAGUCAGCAGUUGAAAUCAUGCAGCACUUCUCUAAUGUGAAUUAUCUGUACUACAUGUGACCAUACUGCCCUGUAGUUAAUCUGCAGCAGGUAUUAUGAUCACACAUCACUUACCUAACUUUGAGCCGAAAGUUCAUGGUGCUGUAUAAAAACCCAGUGGCCCAGUGGCCAUGUCCAAAGGCAAAUCACCGUAAUGUUUCUUUUAGAGUUCUAACAGCAACUACUGCACCUUAGUGAAUGUAUUUGACACAUUAUUUUCCUUUAUGUUAUUUUAUGCACCACUUAGCAAGUUGUCCAUCCAUUUUAAAUGAUGGUGUUUAGAUAUGAGUGUAUA